This is a messenger RNA of Elaeis guineensis (African oil palm), 1910 nucleotides long. Its product is annotated as polygalacturonase QRT3. The record is from RefSeq and is a predicted model, not a curated record. Gene Ontology annotation, molecular function: polygalacturonase activity. Lineage: Eukaryota; Viridiplantae; Streptophyta; Magnoliopsida; Arecales; Arecaceae.
UCCUUUAUCUGGACCCUUCUCUUCUCAUGCACUCUUCAUAAUUAUAAUCCAUGUAGUUAAAAUAUCACCAUCUUCUACAAAUAAAAACCUCCCACCCCCUCCCCAUCUCUCUCAUGUAUCCUUUCUUUCUCCAUCUUCUCCUGUCCAUUUCGUUCAACAAGAGCACUCGAAUAAGGAGAAGGGAUAUAUAGAUGUCUUAGAGGGGAAUAUAUACACUGAGGAGCUCCUCCCAAGAAAGAUGGUGAGAAGAAAAGGUGGUGGGGUGGGACGCCUUGUCAUGGUUCUUGGGCUAACGGGCCUUGUGAGCCUUGUCGCGGUGGCCGGUGCUCACGGAAGCUAUCCGGCGGUGGGCGGCGGCGCCGCCAAUCUUGGCCUCUCCGCUGGCCCGCACCGCCACCGCGAGCGUGCCAUUCGUCGAUUGGAGAGCUUCAAGGCCUCCCUCGCCGCCGGAGCUGCCCCUUCGCCGGGUUCACCGAUUACAUCAAGAUCGCGAGUGUACCAUGUGACAGACUAUGGUGCUGACCCAACUGGGAACACUGAUUCCAGUGAAGCCAUCAGCAAGGCCAUCUCUGAUGCCUUCCAAGUCCCAUCUGAUCAUGUUUUGAUGCCUGGGAUCGCCGAUCUGGGUGGUGCUGAGAUCCAUUUAGAUGGUGGAUCAUACUUGAUUGGUUCUCCUCUGACAUUGCCAGCCAGUGGAGGUGGCAAUCUUAAGAUCCAUAGUGGGUCACUACGAGCCUCUGAUGACUUUCCGACGGACCGAUAUCUAAUUGAGCUAUGGGCAUCACACUCACCUAGCUCAGACUCCUCCAGUGCAAGCUCCUCUAGCUACAACUAUGAGUACAUUACUCUCAGUGGCUUAAUGCUGGACUCCAAUUUCCGGGGUGGCGGCAUCGCCGUUGUGGACUCCCUCCGGACGACCAUCGAUAACUGCUACAUCGUCCAUUUCACGUCGGAUGGCAUCUUGGUCCAAUCAGGCCAUGAAACCUACAUCAGAAACUCAUUCUUAGGUCAACACAUUACCGCCGGUGGUGACCCCGACGAGAAGAAUUUCUCCGGCACCGGGAUCAAUUUGAUGGGCAAUGAUAAUGCUGUCACUGAUGUGGUCAUUUUCUCUGCGGCGAUUGGAAUUUUGGUCUCCGGCCAGGCUAACACCCUGGCAGGAGUUCAUUGCUACAACAAGGCCACUGGGUUUGGCGGGACCGGCAUAUAUUUAAAAUUGCCCCAGCUAACCCAGACCCGAAUCAUUAACUGUUAUUUGGACUAUACUGGUAUCGUUUCAGAAGACCCGGUUCAGCUUCAUGUAUCUGAUUCUUUCUUUCUUGGUGAUGCCAAUGUGGUGCUCAAAUCAGUGAAUGGUGUAAUCAAUGGCGUUAACGUCGUGGACAACAUGUUCACCGGUAGCGGUAAGGGUGUCGAUAUCGUCCAAUUGGAUGAAUCAAAUGGAAAAUUUACGAACAUUGAUCAGGUGAUUGUGCAGCAUAAUGCCGUUAGAGGCAUGAUAUUACGAUCUACGGUGGCGAAGGCAUCGGUGGAUGGGAAUGGGAGUGUGUGGACCGUCGAUUUCUCACCGGUGCUAUUGUUCUCAGAUCGGAUCCAGUAUGUACAGUACACAUUGCUUUCUGACUCAACAAGUCCCAACCAUGCUCUUCGGAACACAUCAGGGAAUCGGGUGGUGAUCGAGUCUGAUGUGCCAGUGACGGCGAGCGUCUACGUGGCUGUGGAUCAAUGUGUACCAAAUAUUGGUGAAUUCUAGUUUCAAGUGGCAUCAGAGAUUGUAGAGGUGGGGCAGGUUUUCGAAAUCGCCCACAAAACACAACCAUGCUGAUUCAAUUGUUUAUGGCUUUAUGUUGUUUUCUUUCUUCACACAGCUCAUAGUGAAAAUAACAACAAAAAUCCUGAUUGAAAUGAUA